CAGUGGCGCAAAGAUGAUGCUUUUGUUCUGAAAUUCCACACCGGAAGCAGUGCUAUCGUAAUACGGAAGUGUGUUAUUACCUCGUGUGUUUAAGGUGGCCUGUUAAGCUCGACAGCAGCUGUCCCUGGUCAGAAUCACCAGCAGUAUGUCCUCUCAUCAUGAGGAUGGUGCUGCACAGCAGACCUCUCACACACCUGACCCAUCCCUUUCAUCCAGCACCGAGACUGAUUCUGCCAUCAUCACAGUCACCAUCGGAGCCACCGUGCCCACUGGCUUCGAGCACACAGCUGCUGAGGAGGUUAAAGAAAAGAUUGGAGUUGAUGCACGAAUCAGCAAAGAUCGUGGCCGUAUAUAUUUUCCAAUCACUACUGACAAACUUUUCCAGGUCCAUCUUCUGCGAUCUGUAGACAACCUGUUUGUUGUAGUUGAUGAAUAUGAUCAUUACCAAUUCAAAGAAUCAAAGGAGGAAACAUUGAUGGAGCUGCAACAGCUUGCCUCCGAACUUCCAUGGAAUAAUGCUCUGAAAGUCUGGGAGCUCAACAGAACACUUAAAAAGAAGAAAGGCCACAGGAAAGGAGGAAACGUCAUGAAAGCAAAAGCUAACAGUGACGUCAGUAACGUGGUUGCUGCAGACACCGAGCAGCAAACAUUAACUCAGGAGACGUCUCCGGCUGAAGGCGACACCAAGCCGGAGGACGCGCCUGACUCGGAGAGCUGCCAGCAGGGCUCGGAGGCAGCGUUGCCUGAGGCCAAGCUCGUCAAAUUUCGUGUGACGUGCAACCGGGCCGGGGACAAACACAGCUUCUCUUCUAACGAGGCAGCUCGAGACUUCGGUGGGGCUGUGCAAGAAUUCUUCCAGUGGAAAGCAGACAUGACAAAAUUUGACAUAGAGGUUUUACUGAAUAUACAAAACAAUGAGGUAGUGGUCGGGAUUGCACUCACUGAGGAGAGUCUUCACAGGAGAAACAUCAGUCACUUUGGGCCCACCACCCUGCGUUCCACACUGUGCUAUGGCAUGCUCAGGUUAUGUAAACUUCAGGAAUCUGAUGUAGUAAUUGAUCCAAUGUGUGGAACAGGAGCAAUACCACUGGAGGGUGCUAUUGAGUUUAACAGCUCAUUCUACAUCGCUGGGGAUAACCAUGACAUGGCAGUUAAUCGCACCGUUAAUAACAUCUGUCACAUCCAGAAAAGGAGAGCAGCGAAGGGCAGCACACCUGGAUUGCCUAUUGAUACGGUGCAGUGGGACAUUUGCAACUUGCCCAUUAGGACCGGCUCUGUUGACGUUGGCGUCACGGACAUGCCCUUUGGGAAGAGAAUUGGCUCAAGGAAGAAAAACUGGGACCUGUAUCCUUCCUGUCUUAGAGAGAUGGCUCGUGUCUGCAGACCAGGCACAGGAAGGGCCGUCAUCUUGACCCAGGACAAGAAAUGCUUCGCCAAGACCAUUUCGAGGAUGGGAGGGCUAUGGAGGCUGAUGCUUACUGUUUGGGUGAAUGUUGGUGGUUUACAUGCUGGAGUCUACCUCCUCAAGAGGACCGCAGCCGUGUUUGGCCAAACUCCUGAAGACGUUCAUGAAUCAAGAAGGACAACUGACGCACAGAUGGAUGUGAAGAAAGAUGAGGAACUCUCUUAGAUCUCAUCCUGUGCGUAAUGAGGCUGCAGAGGAUUAACGUUAUUAAAAUCAACCAGACCAGUUUUUGCUUUUGAUUGUUGCUCUCUGGUCCAAAAAGUCCUUUUGUCUGUAAUUUCUGAAAGAAGCUGUCAUGUUCAACAGCAGCUGAAAGAUUCUCACUCCUUUUGACAUUUUAUCAUAUUCUGUGUUUGCUUCAUAAACCUGACCAUCUUAGCUGUGUUUAUUGUUUGGGAGCUGCAGGUCAUUUUAUUAAUAAAGGUUCAUUCAUUCUGUUCAGUAA
Austrofundulus limnaeus is the source of this 1910-nucleotide messenger RNA. It is a transcript of the gene thumpd3, whose product is annotated as THUMP domain containing 3. Gene Ontology annotation, biological process: tRNA methylation. The record is from RefSeq and is a predicted model, not a curated record. Gene Ontology annotation, molecular function: tRNA (guanine) methyltransferase activity; RNA binding. The coding region runs from base 146 to 1630 and encodes 494 amino acids. NCBI's taxonomy places the organism in Eukaryota, Metazoa, Chordata, Actinopteri, Cyprinodontiformes, Rivulidae. The transcript has 10 exons.